Molecule: messenger RNA, 7085 nt
Organism: Sebastes umbrosus (honeycomb rockfish)
Lineage: Eukaryota; Metazoa; Chordata; Actinopteri; Perciformes; Sebastidae
Product: potassium voltage-gated channel subfamily D member 2-like
Exons: 6
Coding region: 752-2659 (635 amino acids)
Biological process (GO): protein homooligomerization; potassium ion transmembrane transport
Cellular component (GO): voltage-gated potassium channel complex; membrane
Molecular function (GO): A-type (transient outward) potassium channel activity; protein binding
Source: RefSeq, a predicted model, not a curated record
GAGAGAGAGAGAGAGAGAGAGAGAGUAUAGAGAGCGAGAGAGAGAAAGAAGAGAGUAUAGAGAGAUAGAGAGAGAGUAAAGAGAGAGAGAGAGAGAGACUGUGUGAGUAGUGUCAGAGUAGUGUGUGUUUCCACUCCUCUCCAGCAGCACCUGUGUGACCGGAGAACCGGAGAACGAGCCGCUUCCAGCCGAACCUCCUCUCUCUCUCUCUCUGCGGGGAAACACACCGGAGGAGUCCGGAGGAGAGACCGGAGGAGGAGGAGAGCAUGAUGUCUGCGGACCAGAGCCAGCUCCGUGUCCGGGUCUGGAGCGGGUUCGUCCUGGUGCUGCUGGACUUGUUGCUGCUGGAGGAGGAGGACUACGGACACACCGGGACCGGUUCUAACGGAUUCUAGAGGAAAACUGAAGAGUUUAUUCUGGUUCUGUGGAUGUGAGUUAGUCCGGAGUCCGGAGUCCGGAGUCCGGAGUCCUCUCCCUGGACCGAGGACCGAGGAGGACCCGCUGGUCUCGUGUGGAUCUGUUUGUUUUACGCUCCUUCUUCUUCUUCUUCUUCGGUUUUACGCGCCGGUUCCGGUUCGGAGGGUUCGGUUCUGUCUGUCUUGACGAGAAACUCUGCUGAUUCUGAUCCAGAUGUUGUCCAGCUGCUCGGCCGUUCCGUGAACCUCCUCGAACGAGCCCCUACAGAGCUUCAGGACUUGGCUCCAGGACCGGUGCUACGGGACCAGGACCAGGACCGGGCUCCGGGUCCAGCAUGGCGGGCGGAGUGGCGGCAUGGCUGCCGUUCGCCCGCGCGGCGGCCGUCGGCUGGAUGCCGGUUGCGAGCGCACCGAUGCCGGUUCCCCCGUUCGAAGAGAAGCGCGGGCACGCGGGACUCCUUGUGCUCAACGUGAGCGGGACAAAGUUCCAGACGUGGAGGGAAACCCUGGAGCGGUACCCGGACACCCUGCUGGGCAGCACCGAGCGGGACUUCUUCUUCCACGAGGAGACCAACGAGUUUUUCUUCGACCGGGACCCGGACAUCUUCCGCCACGUGCUCAAUUUCUACCGGACCGGAAGGCUGCACUUCCCGCGCACCGAGUGCAUCUCCGCCUACGAUGAGGAGCUCGCGUUCUUUGGCAUCAUCCCGGAGAUCAUCGGGGACUGCUGCUACGAGGAGUACAAAGACCGGCGGCGGGAGAACCAGGAGCGGAUCCAGGACGACGAGGACAUGGACCAGUCCGGGGACCUGGUGGCUCCGGACCUGGGCUUCCGGGAGAGCAUGUGGCGGGCCUUCGAGAACCCGCACACCUCCACCAUGGCGCUGGUCUUCUACUACGUCACCGGCUUCUUCAUCGCGGUGUCGGUGCUGGCCAACGUGGUUGAGACGGUCCCGUGCAACCCCGCGCCGAACCGGGUCCAGGUGGUCUCGUGCGGGGAGCGGUACGCGCUCGCCUUCUUCUGCCUGGACACCGCGUGCGUCCUGAUCUUCACGGUGGAGUACCUGCUGCGCCUGAUGGUGGCGCCGAGCCGCUUCCGGUUCAUGAAGAGCGUGAUGAGCGUCAUCGACGUGGUGGCCAUCAUGCCCUACUACAUCGGCCUCGUCAUGACCGACAACGAGGACGUCAGCGGCGCCUUCGUCACGCUGCGUGUCUUCCGGGUCUUCCGGAUCUUCAAGUUCUCGCGACACUCGGCAGGACUUCGCAUCCUGGGCUACACGCUGAAGAGCUGCGCGUCCGAGCUGGGCUUCCUCCUCUUCUCCCUCACCAUGGCCAUCAUCAUCUUCGCCACCGUCAUGUUCUACGCCGAGAAGGGCUCCAGCGCCUCCAAGUUCACCAGCAUCCCCGCCGCCUUCUGGUACACCAUCGUCACCAUGACGACGCUGGGGUAUGGCGACAUGGUACCGAAGACCAUCAUGGGGAAGAUCGUCGGCUCCGUCUGCUCUCUGAGCGGUGUGCUGGUCAUCGCCCUGCCGGUUCCCGUCAUCGUCUCCAACUUCAGCCGAAUCUACCACCAGAGCCAGAGAUCUGAGAAGAGGCGAGCUCAGAAGAAAACCAGGCUUGCUAGAGUUCGCGCGGUGAAGAGCGGAGGGGCUAACGCUUAUUUGCAGUACAAACGCAGCCAGCUGCUGAUUGACCCAGAUGAGGAGGUAACCACGGACAUGCAGUCCCUGUCGGAUGGACAGGCGCUGGUGUGUAAGGCCAACCCCAACUUUGACAUUCAUCAUAACCACCUUCUGCACUGUCUGGAGAAGACCACGAACCACGAGUUUGUGGACGAGAAGACGUAUGAAGGGAGCUGCCGGGAGGUAACGCUGGUGAAGCAGGUGUCUCGCUCUUCCUCCAUGUCUUCCUCGCCUCACGGCUUCACCUCCUGCUGCUCCCGCAGGAAGAGGAAGACCUUCGACGUCCCCAACUCCAACAUGUCCGUUGGUCUGCACGGUAGCGUCCAGGAGCUGAGCACCAUCCAGAUCAAAGAUAGACCGUUCACCAACAGUCGUUCCAGUCGAUCCAGCCUGAACGCUAAAUUUGAGGAGACGGUUCCCCUGAACUGUCACCAGCCGUACAUCACCGCUGCCGUCAUCAGCAUGCCCACACCGCCCGGCAACACGCCCGAAGGCAACGCCUCAUCUGGCUCCGUCGACUACUCGCAGACCAACAUCGUCCGGGUGUCCGCACUCUAGGUACCAACAUCCCCGUCCAACAAGGAAGUACAACCCAGCCAGCAGGAGGACGACGGGGAGUCGGGGGUCGGGGGUCAGGGGUCGGCGGCCCCGCUACACCUCAGACUCAGAGGGCGGGGCUUGCAUCAUGUGUCCACGACGGAAGUGACGGGUUAGCUAACCUCUCCUGGAGGUCAAUCUGUACGCACUAAAACUCAGCUAACCCGCUUCGGGCAUUUCUUUCUUUUGUCUUCUAGGAAGGAUUUCUCUUCCAGCAGUCAAACACCACAGAAGAAGAAAACGGUAGCACUUUGGCUGACGACUGAUCUCUAUCCCUGAGACAUUUAAAUCGUCACCACGGCUAUUUUUCAAUCCUGUAUGUCUUUAAAUCUGAUGUCUUACAAUGACAGCUGAUGCUAGCGUAGAUUUCUAAAGUUUAGAACGCAGUUUAAAGGAAAUUUUCGAUAUUUUGGGAACGACACUGUUAACCAUCUUACCAGAGUUACAUGAGGAAAUAGAUUCAGAUGUGUAGCUUAGCACAAAGAAAUGCUAGCCUAGCUCCAAAGAUAGAUAGAUAGUUGACUGGAGCGACUGAAUAAACGACACAAAAAUGCAAAAUACUCGCCUGCAAAUAUUGUAUAUAUCUAGGGCUUUUAUUGUGAAAGAUAAGUACUUUGUUAGCGGACUUUGUUAGCAGAGUUUAUUGUAUAUAUGUAUAUAUACAUAUAUAUAAAUGUAUAUAUGUAUAUAUACAUAUAUGUAUAUAUCACAAAUACCCAGACACUGAUAGUUCUGGAUCAGGGCUACGUAUAAAUGGCUAACAGAUGUUCUUCCCAACAUAACGAGUGUUUCCUUUAAAUGGCUGAUUUAGUGAAUGAGGUUUUGUAUUGGUAGAAGAAGAAGAAGAAGAAGAAGAAGAAGAAGAAGAAGAACCCUCAGAGCAUGCUCAGUAACUGUGUGUGUGUGUGUGUGUGUUUGAGUGCAUGGAUCGGUGUGUUUCCAGGCGUGUCGGGACGUUGCAUGCAGAUCUGAUUGAAUGCGUGCGAGACCUCGCCGCUGUGAUGUCAUGAGUUGUCAUGGAUACGAGCACUCCGGGUCCUGACUCUGUAUAUAUCCGUUUUAUACCUACUGCCUUCCUCUCUGCUCUACACAAACAUCUGAACAACCUUGAUGUCAAUUUGUGAUAAACUGUUUCUGUCGUUUAUCUUCGUUGCCCUGCCUGCAGAUUAAUUUAAUGCACAUGUAGCCUAAAGAUGCUUUUCUGUUCUUAAUGUAGCCGGUGUUUCUUAUGACGGAGAUGAUUUCAGGGAGAUUCAACGAUGUUUCUGGAAGAUAUAGAUUACCAUCACUGUACUGUAUUUAAUAACUAUUAUAGCUAGCCUAUUGCAACAAUAACCCCCAUAAAUAUAAAAUAUCCUGAAGACCUUACGCCCAUGUUGUCCCCAUAGAAUCAAGCAGGAUGAACGCCGUUAGCUGCUUCUUAGUUUCACAUUUUAUAAACUGUGUUUUAUGAACUUAUAUUUUAUGAGUUACGCCGGGUUCAGACUACACGAUAUCAGCCCGAUUAUUAAUAAACCGAUUAUUAAUUGUUGCGUCAAUCGACUGUUUUAUCCCGUAGUGUGUCUAGUGACGACAACCGACGGACACUUCACGACAGCCGACGCCACGACAACCGACGCCGUGGACACCUAAUCUGACACAGUGACCACCAUAACAGACAAAAAUAUUAUGUAGUCUGAACCCGGCGUUAGUCGAACUACAAAAUGAACAGUUGACUGAAAAAUGACACUGUAUUGUUUUAGCAAUGACUGCUAACUUUUGCUAACAGACGAUAAGUCUGUUAGUCAAUAAAUUAUGUUGCGUUAGCUGUGUCAUUUUCCCGCCCUGCACAAUGUAGCUAGCUUAGCUGAACUACAAAAUGAGCAGUUGACUGAGAAAUGACACUCUGUAGGCUAUUGUUUCAAUAUUUUAAAAGUUAGCAAUGACUGCUUUUGCUAACAGAAUGAUGAGUCAAUACAUUAUGUAGCGUUACCCCGCGCCAUUUUCCCGCCCUGUGCGAUGUAGCUAGAUAGAAAUGGAGCACUGAGCGUAUUGACUGACAGAUGAAGCUAAAUAAUAGUCUGAGUUCCUCUGUUCUACUGUAAAGCACAUUACAUCAAUAUUUGUAUGACUUUGUAUAUUUAGAGCUGAGCAGCAGCUCGUCCUGUUAGCUAACGUAGCAUUAGCUCAGCAGCUAAAGGACUGACUGAGAGCUUCAACAUGGUUAAACGUGACUUACCAGCAGUUUGUCAUUAUGACCAUAAGUAGACAAAUAAACAGCAGACAUCACUAAAUAUAAAUGUAGUUAUCAGAUUAAUGAAAACAUUAUGUAGCUAAUAAUAGGCUAGUAGCGGCCAUCAAUAGAUGCGAGCUAAACUAAACGUUAUCUUACUGAUUGUGACAGUUGAAGGAAUAGUUUAACAUUUUGGGAAAUACUUGUAUUGUUCAGAUGGAUAUCAAUGUCUCAUGUCUGUGUGUUAAUUAGAGCUGGAGGCAAGACUUUGUUAGCUUAGCUUAGCUUAGUUUAGUUUAGCUUAGCUUAGUUUAGCUUAGCUUAGCUUAUUUAGUUUAGCUUAGGUUAGUGAUUGUUCGUCAAGAAAUUGUUCCAGAGCCUAAACAAAGAACGCAUAUUGAUAAGAAGAAAGUCAAUAGUUUGUUCCAUGUCAACAUCAGCUCCCAGCAGCAGAGAUACGCUUCCACCAUUUUGGACUGAAAGCAACUAUCAGACACCAGUAAGACGUCUGCCUACAAUGUCCCGUGCAAAAGUAAAACUAAAUUAUUUCUAUUCAAUUGUCAUAUUCUACCGAAAUGGCCCAUGUCGAAUAAUAAAAUAUUCUAAAUAUAAUAAGCGUUUUCAGUCCAAAAUGGCGGCCGCGGCUGUUGUCUAAAAACACCAAAGUUUUGUCUCUUUGCUUCUAGACUCUUUGGUGUAACUCCCUCUAAAAACCACAAACUGCUGUUUUUACUAAUUCUUCAAUUGUGUGCAGAUUAAACAAAUGAGUAAAUUAAUGAUAGGUUAGUUAUAGAUGUAUUGUUUUUUACUUUACACAGAGCUCGGCUAGCAUUUCCCCCCUGCUUUCAGUCUUUAUGCUAAACUAGGCUAGCAUAAAAACCCUGCUCUCAGAAAUAUGCAUAUUUCCCAAAAUGUUUAACUAUUAAACUGUCAGAAUCAGUAAACUAACAUUUCCGCUGUCCUAUAACAAGACAACACCAAAGUCUGUUCAUAUUUAGGUGAGUAUUUUAGAUGCUGUAGCUCGUCUUUCCUCAAGUCCCGAAAAAUAUUUUCAUCUUUUGCACAAAAGGUCUUCGAUCCGAUUGUGUGCACAAGUUAUUAUCUCGUCUAAACAAGAUAAAAUAUAUGAAUAUUUCAGGACUUCAGGGUGAUAUAUUUGAGACUGUGUGUAAUUUAAAAGCCAUGAGGACGAAUGUGGAAACAGUCUACUUGUCUUGUUUUUGGUAUGAAUAUUUAAAGAUGUUGUAUCUCCUCUCAGAAGCACCAGUACCUGUACUGGUCCAGUCUCAAUGCACCAGUUCACCAGUGAUGAACUGAGAUUUACUUGUUUGAAUCCAUUUUGAUAUGAAGGCGAUUCUCCUUUUCUUAAACAACAUACAGCUGUGACUUCCUGUCCAUACCUGAACAUUCAUCUUCUGGUGGAUUAUAUGGAUCUGUUGACAUGGAUUCACAUGGUGGACGUUUCCACGGCUGGAUUGAAAGUUUGUGAGCACAUCGGAACAUUCGUGGACGGCUGAAAUAGAUUCAGCACUGAUGCAAAUAAACUCUGGAGCUGGAAUUUAAUCUUGAACUUGAUUAAACACAGGUUGAUUGAUUUUUUGUUUCUUUUUUAAGGCGACAUUUCGGAGUGAAAAUACAAAUGGCCAACCCUGCGAGCAGCCCCUUAAUGGACCUCCCAUCAUGCAUCACUGCUUGACUAUAAUGUGACAUAUGCAACCGACUUCCUUUGGUUUAUUCUCUUUCUCUGGUUUAGUACAGAUGCCUUUUGAGUUUAGGGGAAAAAAUUAUACAAACAUAUUUUUGAGGAUCAUUUUUGGUUGUAAAAGAAAGAAAUUAUAAUUACUGUUGCUAGUGCACAUGUGCUGUAAUUGUUAUUUAUGGUGUAGUAAAUCAUCUUAUUUUUUCAAUAAUUUCCAUAAGAAGUUAUAGUGUCUUGCGUUAACAUUCCACAUGAUAUUUUUCUAAAGCCUUUGCAUGCGUUAUGAGCAGCCGUUGUGUCGGAGCGAAGAAGUGAUUCAACUUGUAAAUUGAAUAAAUUCUGAGGAUGAUAAUUCUUACUUUUGAUUUGUUACAGCUUGUGUUAAAUAUGGAUUACUGAGGAUAAUCUUGAAAAAGUGAAGCUUCCAUGGUUUUCCGCUGCAGUGUCUGAGUAUAUAGAAUAAAACAUAAAACCAG